Molecule: messenger RNA, 940 nt
Organism: Arachis duranensis
Lineage: Eukaryota; Viridiplantae; Streptophyta; Magnoliopsida; Fabales; Fabaceae
Exons: 3
Coding region: 253-576 (107 amino acids)
Source: RefSeq, a predicted model, not a curated record
UAGCUGUCUCCCCUUUUCUCUCUUCAUACUCUUCUUUGAUCUUUUUUCUUCUUCUUCAUUACCUCCUCUUUUUUUACUUCAUCUUUUCCGUUCACUUCAAUUCCUCUUCUUAUUCUUCUUAUGGUUUUAAUCUAAGUUGGAAGUGGAUAUUAUAGAGUUUGUGAUAGAGCAGAUGUGGAGGAUUUUACGCUGUUCGUGAUGGCUCCAAGCUUCAGGAGAUUUGUCGUUGUUGAGGCAACCGGUGGUUGAUUUAUGGCAGUGGUUGCUAUUUUGGUGGUGGAUGAUGGUAUGGUUUUGGUGGUGGUCGCAGCCACUGCAAGGGAUGUCGUCUUCGUCGCUGAUGCUGUGGUGAUGGAUACAGAGGAUAAAGCAGCGGGAGAAUCCAAGUCGGUAAAUGAAGUCCUCUAUGGCCGAGAUAUGGGAAUCCAACACUCUAACAUUGAAAGGAAGAUCUUGAAACUGAUAUUUAAAAUGAACAAUAAUAACUAUUCAAUUUGGUUUCUUCAACAUUUUGAAUUGAAUGAAACAGUUCAAAUUGGGUGCCAAAGAAGUAUCGGCCAGGUGGAAUCCAUUUAAAGCAUGUACGCCUAGAAUUGAUGAAGCAGUGGUUGCGGAGGUUGCUAUUUUGGUGGUGGAUGAUGGUAUGGUUUUGGUGGUGGUCGCAGCCACUGCAAGGGAUGUCGUCUUCGUCGCUGUGGUGAUGGAUACAGAGGACAAAGUGGCAGGAGAAUUCAGGUCGGUAAAUGAAGUUCUCUAUGGCCGAGAUAUGGGGUUCCAACACUCUACCAUUAAAAGAAAGAUCUUGAAACUGAUAUUAAAAAUGUAUUUUAUUAUCUAUGUAAAUUUUUAAUAUUUUUUUCUUUUUUUGGUCAUUAUUGCAAAAGAUUGGAUGUUUCACCUUUCACUCAUUUAAACUAUAAAGCAUUUUGAGAUUGUUACA